Messenger RNA from Plasmodium inui San Antonio 1, 879 nucleotides. RefSeq lists its product as hypothetical. NCBI's taxonomy places the organism in Eukaryota, Apicomplexa, Aconoidasida, Haemosporida, Plasmodiidae. The record is from RefSeq and is a predicted model, not a curated record. The coding region runs from base 1 to 879 and encodes 292 amino acids. The transcript has 5 exons.
AUGCACUUGAAAGCCAACCGGGAGGGUAAGGGAACUAAUCCGACAGCGUCCGAAUACGUCUUCUAUCAGGCGAACACCGAGAACAAAGCAACAUGCAGUCAUAGUAUCCAAAAAACACAGGUUCAGAUCCAAAAACAACAAGGGGGCACAGACGGAAAAACAGACAGGGUCAUAAAAGUCGGAGUGGUGCAUAUAAUGGAGGAUACAAGCCAGGGAAGCUCCAGCAGGAAGGUCAGAAACCCCCCGAGACUAAGGACGUUCCAACUUACAAGUAGGAAGAACCUGGGCCAAAGUUAUCUCUUCCGGUACAAGGUCCCGAUCAAUAAAACAGGGACUCUCGAUCCAAGCAGUUACAAGAAAGAUAAUCUCGACUCGCCAAGCAACAGAAGCCCCCACCACGAGAUGAACUCCUCAGAGUUAUCAAAAAUUAAUAACAUUCUCAAAGAAGUCAUUUACGGAACCCUAACCAAAUCUAGAUCAUGUGAGCCGAUUAGGAACCCAUCACAGGAGAAAAAACGGCGAAGUAUAAGCAGAAAUCAAGAUAAAUUCUCCCAAAGAAUAGGUAUGGGAGAUUUAGAAUCAACAAAUAAGGAAAUACUAACAUAUCUGAAGUGCCCGGCCUCUUCUGACCAGAAUAACAAUUCUCCAAGCCUAAAAAUUAUGAAGGCAAGUAUAAAAGGCGCCUGGUCAUUUAAUUUCCACGAAAAUAUCAGCAUAGAGAAAUUUGGGCGGGAUACAGAAGAUUUUCUAAUCCCCCCCGUAUAUAAGUGUGAAGUGAAAAGGCCUGACCAGGCGGUUAAGAGGCGGGGAAGACGGAGGAAGUAUAAUCUUUCAAAAUCCAAGAAGGAGCAAACCAGACUAAGGAAACACAGGCAAUAA